This is a messenger RNA of Kwoniella botswanensis, 1110 nucleotides long. RefSeq lists its product as uncharacterized. The record is from RefSeq and is a predicted model, not a curated record. The coding region runs from base 1 to 1110 and encodes 369 amino acids. The transcript has 3 exons. Lineage: Eukaryota; Fungi; Basidiomycota; Tremellomycetes; Tremellales; Cryptococcaceae.
AUGCUUCUACCAUCCCUCAUCCUCCCUCUCGUUCUUCUCCCUUUCACGAUCCUCGCUAAGCCACCUCGCAACUACCUUCUUCCCAACAGCGUCAUCUCUACCGUCCAAGUCGACACGAAUGUAGGAUGCGGAGCCUACGAUCGACCUUACAUUCCAUCUCAAAAUUCGACCACAUACGAAUGGUGGUAUUUCGACGCGGUCAGUGCGGACGGUCGAUCAUCCGUCGUACUCAUCCCUUUCUCAGGUCCGAUCGUAGGAACACACCAUCCUCAAUUCUUACUUCAAAUCGUCACUCCUGAAGGAGAGAUUUUCAAUCAACUCGUCGAAUACGGUCCGAAGAGUAUCAUGUACGUCUCGACCAAAGGGGAUGGAUCGAGUGGGGUAAUUGGAGAUGGGGAUUUUAUCUGGGUUGGGAAGCCGGAUUUGGGAAAAUAUGAUCUGAAAGUGGAUUUGGGGAGAUAUAACGUUAGUGGGACUGUUACUCUGAUUUCGGCCGCAGACCCUUUCGUACUCUGUGAUGAAAUCGGACCUGAAGCCAGUACAAGUAGUUUCUGGUUCUUAAAUUGGAUCAACCUCAUGGGUGACGCAGUAGCUGUAGUUGAUCUGCAAGUGGGUAAUGAGAGAGUAGCAUUCAUUGGAAAUGGUUAUCACGAUAAGAACUGGGGACCAGUCCAUUUCAACCAACAUAUUCACCAUUGGUAUUGGGGUCAUGGUCGAGCAGGUGAUUAUAGUGUAGUAUGGUACAAGAUGGUCACAUAUUUCGGAACGAUCAAAUCGGGUGCAUGGGUAUCUAAAGAUGGUCGAACGGUGGUUUCAGCCUGUGUAGCAGAUGAUUCGGUAGAUGUCGUACCAUUCGGUAAUAACGUUACGAUACCUCCUAAUCGACCUAACAAUACGGAUGAUAUCGAAGGAUUUAACAUUACCAUUAAUGGAGAAGGGAGAGAAGGUGACCUCUAUGUGUUCGUGUUUGAAGCGAAUGUCUGGACACCCGGUUAUGCGGGGACGUACGCCAGGUGGAUCGGGAAUUUCACUGGAGGGAAAGUAGGUGAAGAGUGGGGUAGCGGUGUGGGAGUUACAGAACAGAUGGGCCCUUUCGUUGGACCUUCUUGA